AGUGAAAGCACUGCUAUCUCCCUGUCUUUCGGUUUGUUUUUGUGGAGUCCUUGGCUUGUCACGAAAGAAAAACACAAAGCGAAACAAAUGGCAGAAUCGUCGUCUUCGUCUUCGUCACCAGUAGUAAAAUCAGAUGCGGAAACAGAAGAAUUACUGGAUCGAAUGUUAACUCGGCUUGCUUUAUGCGACGACUCGAAGCUUGAAACUUUACUGUCUAAGAUUCUCCCUCUCACUAUCUCGUCACUUUCCUCAAACUCCACCGCCGUCCGCAACAAGGUUCUUGAAAUUUUGAGUCAUGUCAACAAGAGAGUGAAAUAUCAACAUGAGAUUGGUUUGCCAUUACAAGAGUUAUGGAAACUGUAUACCGAAGCCAAUGCCACUGCAAUUGUCAAGAACUUUUGCAUCGUGUAUAUUGAGAUGGCAUUUGAACGGGUAAAUAUAAAGGAAAAGGAAAAUAUGGCACCUGUGCUUGUUGCUAACAUCUCUAAACUUCCUCUUCAACAUCAAGAGAUUAUCUUGAGAAUUGUUACUAAGGUGAUUGGUGAAUGUCAUGCUAGUGGGAUCGAUGAAGAAGUUGCUGUAAAGUAUAGAUCAGUGAAUGGCUCUCAGGACAGAGAAUUAUUUGCUGAGUUCUGCCUUCAUUUAAUGUUAUACAAGCAGUCAUCUCAAGGAGGAGGAUGCUCACCUGGGCUUUCAAUUGCUCAAAGCAAUCGUGUUGCAGGAAAGAAUCCCUUAAAAAAUGAAGAACUUCUGAUGAGAAAGUUAGGGGUUUUGAAUGUUGUUGACGCCAUGGAGCUGGGUCCAGAACCUGUUUAUCCCCUAUAUCUGGUUGCUAGCGCAGAUAGUCAAGAGGCAGUUAUUAAGAAGGGGGAGGAGCUCCUGAGGAAGAAGGCAGCGAGUGCUAAUUUAGAUGAUUCAAACUUGAUGAACAAACUGUUUUUACUAUUCAAUGGUACUACUAGCACUGGAAAUGUCGCUCCAGAAUCUAAAGUCAACCCAGCAAGUGUUUCUUUGAAAACAAAGCUGAUGUCUGUAUUUUGCCGGUCUAUUACUGCUGCAAACAGUUUCCCAGCAACUCUGCAGUGUAUUUUUGGUUGCAUAUAUGGAAGUGGUACCACCUCAAGGUUGAAGCAAUUGGGAAUGGAAUUCACUGUUUGGGUGUUUAAGCAUGCAAAAAGUGAUCAGCUGAAGCUCAUGGGCCCUGUUAUACUGACUGGGAUUCUGAAGUUACUUGAUAGUUAUUCAAGCUCAGAAUCAGAUGCUAUUGCUAGGGACACCAAAACAUUUUCUUUUCAAGCAAUUGGAUUACUUGGGCAGCGCCUUCCCCAUCUCUUUAGAGACAAGAUUGAUAUGGCUGUUCGUCUUUUUGAUGCAUUGAAAGCUGAAGCUGAAUCUCUUCGUUUUGUUAUCCAAGAAGCAACCAAUUCUCUUGCUGCUGCAUACAAGGGAGCACCAGCUACUGUAUUGAUGGACCUGGAGACUCUUCUUCUGAAUAAUUUUCAAGCAGAACAAAAUGAAGUACGUUUGUGUGCCGUGAGAUGGGCAACAUCUUUAUUUGAUUUGAAGCAUUGUCCAAGUAGAUUUAUAUGCAUGCUUGGUGUGGCAGAUUCUAGGUUGGAUAUAAGGGAAAUGGCACUUGAAGGCCUGUUUCUUGACAAAGACAUGGGUCGAAGUAGAAGACAGAAUAUUGAUUUUAUAUACCCAAAACUUGGAGAGAUGUUGGAUUAUAUUGUUAAGCAGCAGCCAAAAUUGUUAGAGUCAAGUGAAAUGAGGGAACAAAAGCUUCUUUUUUCAUCUAAAAUGUAUGUGGCUAUGAUCAAUUUUUUGUUGAAGUGUUUUGAGUCAGAGUUGGACCAAAACAACUCUUUAGGGAGAUCAACUGAAUUUCUGUCUUCAGUGGAAACAAUGUGCUUACUGCUAGAACAUGCUAUGGCAUAUGAAGGCUCUGUUGAAUUGCAUGCCACUGCUUCCAAGGCAUUAAUUACAAUUGGAUCUUAUCUUCCAGAGAUGAUCGCAUCACACUAUGUGCCUAGAAUAUCAUGGCUAAAACAAUUACUGAGUCAUGUAGACUUAGAUACUCGUGAAUCUGCAGCACGCCUACUUGGCAUAGCUUGCUCUGCUAUUCCUCCCGCCACAUCAUCAGAUCUAAUUUCUGAGCUACUCUCUGCAAUUUCUAAAACAAGCAAUUUAAGGUUUGAGGCACUUCAUGGAAUACUGUGUGCAAUUGGAUAUGCUACUGCAGAGUGUAUGUCUAUAGCGGUUGCUAUCCCAGGGACAUUGUUUCAGAAAAUACUUAAAUGCCUGACUGAUAUUGCUAAUUCUGAGACCGCAACAUUGGCCUCUAUUGCUAUGCAAGCUCUGGGUCAUAUUGGAUUACGUGCACCAUUACCUCCUCUUGUUGAUGACUCUAGUUCAGUUGACAUUCUGAUACUCUUAAAUGAAAAGUUGAGCAAGCUACUCUCCGGUGAUGACAAUAAAGCAAUUCAGAAAAUCGUUAUCUCCCUUGGACACAUCUGUGUAAAGGAAACGUCACCUUCACUCCUGAAUAUUGCCCUUGAUUUGAUUUUUAGUCUCUGUCGAUCAAAGGUUGAGGAUGUCCUGUUUGCUGCUGGGGAGGCUCUGUCAUUUUUGUGGGGUGGCAUUCCUGUUACAGCUGAUGUGAUUCUCAAAACUAACUAUUCUUCACUUUCAAUGACUUCAAAUUUUCUUCUGGGGGACAUAAGCUUAUCUUUGUCAAAAUACAACCCUAAUGAGAAAUGUGAAGCUAAUGAAGAUUACCACGCCACCAUUAGAGAUUCAAUUACUAGAAAACUCUUUGAGACUCUUUUAUACAGUAGCAGAAAAGAAGAACGCUGUGCUGGAACUGUUUGGCUACUAUCACUGACAAUGUAUUGUGGUCGUCACCCGACCAUCCAACAAAUGCUUCCACAAAUUCAGGAGGCUUUUUCACACUUGCUUGGUGAACAGAAUGAACUUACACAAGAGCUAGCAUCACAAGGUAUGAGUAUUGUCUAUGAACUUGGUGAUGCAGCAAUGAAGAAAACUUUAGUAGAUGCACUUGUAACAACUUUGACGGGUUCAGGAAAGAGGAAAAGAGCUAUCAAGCUGGUAGAAGACUCUGAAGUUUUCCAAGAGGGGACUAUUGGUGAAAGUCUGAGUGGAGGGAAACUUAGCACUUAUAAGGAGCUAUGCAGUCUAGCAAAUGAGAUGGGCCAACCAGACAUGAUUUAUAAAUUUAUGGAUCUGGCUAAUCAUCAAGCUUCUCUAAAUUCCAAGAGGGGUGCUGCUUUUGGAUUUUCCAAGAUAGCCAAACAAGCUGGAGAUGCCCUCCAACCACACUUACAACUAUUGAUUCCACGGCUAGUUAGAUACCAAUACGAUCCUGAUAAGAAUGUGCAGGAUGCAAUGGCUCACAUAUGGAAGUCAUUAGUUGCAGAUCCAAAGAGAACUAUUGAUCAACAUCUUGACUUGAUUGUUGAUGAUUUAAUAAUUCAAUGUGGAUCUAGGCUUUGGCGUUCACGUGAGGCUUCCUGUCUUGCCCUUGCAGAUAUUAUUCAAGGGAGAAAAUUCAAACAGGUUGGAAAGCAUUUGAAGAAAAUAUGGACAGCAGCAUUCCGUGCCAUGGAUGAUAUAAAGGAGACUGUCCGAAAUGCUGGAGACAGAUUAUGCCGUGCUAUUUCUUCAUUAACAAUACGGCUAUGCGAUAUUUCACUUACUGAAGUAUCAGACGCCAGAGAAGCAAUGGGGAUUGUUCUGCCUCUGUUGCUUGCUGAUGGGAUUUUAAGUAAAGUUGACAGUAUUCGCAAGGCAUCAAUCGGUGUUGUUAUGAAGCUUGCAAAGGGUGCAGGGAUUGCACUUCGUCCACAUUUGUCUGAUUUAGUUUGUUGCAUGCUGGAAAGUUUGUCAAGCCUUGAAGACCAAGGUCUCAAUUAUGUUGAGUUGCAUGCAGAAAAUGUUGGAAUACAGUCAGAGAAGCUUGAGAAUUUGCGGAUUUCAAUUGCGAAAAGCUCUCCUAUGUGGGAAACUCUUGACCUAUGCAUAAAUGUUAUAAAUACUGAAUCCUUAAAUCUCUUGGUUCCUCGCCUUGCUCAUUUGGUUCGAUCAGGUGUUGGACUCAACACCAGGGUUGGUGUGGCCAGCUUUAUCAGCUUAUUGAUUCCAAAAGUUGGAGCAGAUGUAAAGCCAUUUACAAGCAUAUUAUUGAGGGUGUUGUUUCCAGUAGUUAAGGAGGAGAAAAGUGCUGCUGCAAAGCGUGCUUUUGCAAGCGCUUGUGCCGUGGUUCUGAAGCAUGCUGGUCAUUCCCAGGCCCAAAAGUUAAUUGAAGACACUGCAGCUUUGCAUACUGGGGAAAAGAAUGCUCAAAUUUCAUGUGCAAUUCUUUUGAAAAGUUAUUAUUCUGUGGCAUCUGAUGUUCUGAGUGGAUAUCAUGCAGUAAUAUUUCCAGUUAUAUUUAUUUCAAGAUUUGAAGAUGACAAGAAUAUUUCUGGCCUAUUUGAGGAGCUGUGGGAAGACAGUACAAGUGGUGAACGGGUCACCAUUCAUUUGUAUUUAGGAGAAAUUGUUUCUCUUAUUUGUGAAGGCCUUGCAUCAUCAUCAUGGACAAGUAAAAGAAAGUCAGCCCAGGCAAUUUGCAAGCUUAGUGAAGUUAUGGGUGAAUCAUUGUCUUCUUAUCACCAUGUUCUGCUCGAUUCUGUUAUGAAAGAACUUCCUGGUCGUUUAUGGGAGGGUAAGGAGUCCCUCCUAAAUGCAAUAGGUGCACUUUCUUCAUCCUGCCAUAAAGCAAUUUCCUCUGAAAAUCCUGUCACCUCUGAUGCUAUUUUGAAUAUGGUAUCUUCCGCAUGCACGAAAAAGGUGAAGAAAUACCGUGAAGCAGCUUUCUCUUCUCUUGACCAGGUUAUAAAAGCUUUUGGUGAUCCGAAGUUCUUUAAUGUGAUUUUUCCUCUAUUAUUUGGGAUGUGCGACUCUACUGCUGCCAAUAAAUCUGGGUCAGCAUUGGCAAGUGAUGCUGCUAAAACAGAUAAUGUGGACCCUGCUGUGCCACUUGAAAAGAUUCUUGGCUGCGUGAUGUCUUGCAUCCACGUGGCACAUUUAAAUGAUAUUUUUGAACAGAAAAAGAACUUGAUGGACCUGCUCUUGAUCUCUCUCUCGCCUGGGUUUCAGUGGACAGUCAAAUUGUCGGCAUUUUCAUUAAUUAAAGAACUUUGCUCGAGGCUACAGAGCAUCCUGGUGGAGGCUUCUAAGGGAGCCUCUCAGCAUGAUAGCGCAACUUCUUUUGUUCAGGAGCUGUUCUAUUCUGUAUCACCAAAGAUAGUUGAAUGUAUAAGCACGAUAAAGAUUGCUCAGGUUCACAUAAGUGCUUCAGAGUGCCUUCUGGAGGUCACAGGUCUUGCAUCAGUGCGCUGGACAGAUGUAGGGUUCAAGGAAGAGCUUCUUCAUCAGUAUGAAGUGGAGAAGAAUGAGGAGGCAAAAUCAUAUUUGAAAAAAUGCAUUGACAUCUUUGAAAAUCUAGAAUGAGAAUAUCCAAGCCAACCUGGACUCCCUCAUAGAUGUGAAACUGGCAAGUGCAUGCUUAAAUUUUCGAUGAGGUAACGACGUUUGGUUUGGUUUGGUUGGUGCCUGCUACGUUACGAUGUGCUCUUGCCAAUACAAAAGCUGUCCAAUAACAGUGAAGCUGGGUAGUGAGGGAGACAAAAUUGAUUCAAAUGUAUCGUACCUGUAUGAUGAUCGAGUAGUUCAGAACUAAAGAUUUUACACUGGUCCUUCCUGCCCAAUUAAAUAUAUACACACACUAUAAGAAAUGCCUUGCGAGUAUGUCAAAAAGAAUCUAAUUAAACUGAUACUUCACUCUUUGUUUCAGAGAUCAAACAAUAUUCUCCUGAAAUUCGUUAGCUACACCAAAUCCAAGCCCAUUUUUCUUUGAA
This is a messenger RNA of Populus trichocarpa (black cottonwood), 5921 nucleotides long. RefSeq lists its product as uncharacterized. Gene Ontology annotation, biological process: proteasome assembly. Lineage: Eukaryota; Viridiplantae; Streptophyta; Magnoliopsida; Malpighiales; Salicaceae. The record is from RefSeq and is a predicted model, not a curated record. The transcript is spliced from 35 exons. Bases 88 to 5514 code for a protein of 1808 amino acids. Gene Ontology annotation, molecular function: molecular adaptor activity. Gene Ontology annotation, cellular component: nucleus; cytoplasm.